AUGGCACAAAUAGAACAGUACAGCAUAUCUUCCCAGAGAAGAUCUUGGCCACUGUGGAUGACAAUCCUUAUUUUCCUUGGAGUGAUGACAAUCUUGGCAGAUUUUGGUCUCCUUGUCCAUUUUCUGGCAGUUGGAAAGACUUACUAUUACCAAGGUGAUUUUCAUAUUUCUGGAGUCACAUACAAUGAUAAUUGUGAAAAAGCAGUUUCACAAGUCAGCACAGAUCUGAGUAAAUAUAUUGAGACUAAGAUGUCUGAUGCAUUUCAAAAUUCUGGUGUAUACAAAGAAUAUAUCAACUCUUAAGUCAUCAAACUUCUACUGACAGUUGAUCCUAGUGUCCUUGAAAGCUCUGAUGGCUGCCAGCUGCCAGUUACAGCUCUUUUGCCUCAGAAUACAGUCCCUGUCACCAAUGGGCCACUCAUGAGAAAAAUCAGCAAGGCUAAUGUUGAAAUGCUUACCAAUAACUGUUGUAGGGGACGACUGACCAAUAGUAUCACAGCAGGCAACCAAAUUGUGAAUGGGGAAAAUGCCCUGAUGGGGGCCUGGCCAUGGCAGGCAAGCAUGCAGUGUUAAGGCCAACACCACUGUGGUGCUUCUCUGAUCAGCAGUAGGUGGCUCUUAUCUGCAGCUCACUGCUUUGCUAAGAAAAAUAAUUCAGAAGAUUGGACUGUCAACUUUGGAACUGUAGUAAAUAAACCAUACAUGACACAGAAAGUCCAAAACAUUCUUUUUCAUGAAAAUUAUAGCAGAGCUGGGGUUCAUGAUGAUAUUGCCCUUGUGCAGCUUGCUGAAGAAGUCUCUUUUACGAAGUACAUUCAUAGGAUUUGUUUUCCUGAAGCCAAAAUGAAGCUCUCAGAAAAUGACAGUGUUGUAGUUAUAGAAUGGGGAACACUUUAUAUAAAUGGUCCUCUUCCAGUGAUACUUCAUCAGGCUUUUUUGAAGAUUAUUGAUAACAAAGUUUGCAAUGCUCUACAUGCAUUGUCUGGCUUGGCUGCUGAUACAAUGCUGUGUGCUGGAUUUAUGUCAGGAGAAGCUGAUGCCUGUCAGAAUGAUUCUGGUGAACCACUAGCUUACCCCAACUCUAGGAAUAUCUGGCACCUUGUUGGAAUAGUAAGCUGGGGUGAAAGAUGUGGUAAAAAGAAUAAACCAGGUGUCUAUACUCGAGUGACUGCUUAUCGUGGAUGGACUACCUCCAAGACUGCACUCUGA
This is a messenger RNA of Physeter macrocephalus (sperm whale), 1209 nucleotides long. It is a transcript of the gene TMPRSS11B, whose product is annotated as transmembrane serine protease 11B. Gene Ontology annotation, molecular function: serine-type endopeptidase activity. Gene Ontology annotation, biological process: proteolysis. NCBI's taxonomy places the organism in Eukaryota, Metazoa, Chordata, Mammalia, Artiodactyla, Physeteridae. The record is from RefSeq and is a predicted model, not a curated record.